Messenger RNA from Sinocyclocheilus rhinocerous, 885 nucleotides. Its product is annotated as poly(A) RNA polymerase, mitochondrial-like. Bases 1 to 885 code for a protein of 294 amino acids. Gene Ontology annotation, cellular component: mitochondrion. Gene Ontology annotation, biological process: RNA 3'-end processing. Lineage: Eukaryota; Metazoa; Chordata; Actinopteri; Cypriniformes; Cyprinidae. The transcript has 7 exons. The record is from RefSeq and is a predicted model, not a curated record. Gene Ontology annotation, molecular function: poly(A) RNA polymerase activity.
AUGGCGGCCUCCUUUGGCGUGUCUCAAGCCUCUUUCCUCUUGCUCCACUUUCGUUCUACAUCAGCAAUCAAAGCCCAGACAGAGAACAAGACAGCGAAAGCCGCCAAGGAGAGUAAAACAUUUCAAGCAAUCCAAGAGGAGAGAAGAGAAGAAGCUGAAAGGUCUGUUUUGAUCAGCUGUCCGCCUAAGAUAAACGAAAAGAAGUUUUUAGAUUACCUGUCUAAACAUGGGACAGUCAACAAACAUUUCUUCUACAAUAGCUACGGAGCAAAUGCAGUAGUUGAAUUCUCCAGCAGAGAGAGCAUUGCCUCAUUGAAGGAGAGCACUAAUAUACCAGCUGUUGAACAUGAAGCUUCAGUGCCUUUCAAAUCUCGCCUGCUGUCAUUAAAAUGGCCAGGCAGUCAGUCGAGCAAUCAUCCCAUGAUCAAGUUCAAGGAGCAGUCCCCUCCAUCCAUCAAUGAAAUCACUCAGCUGCUCUCGGAAAAGGACAGUAUAGAUGAACAACUGCAGUGUCUGACAGAGACCUUGCAGCUCACAGAAGAGAACAUCAGUCUGCGCUUCCUUGUUUGUUCUCUGCUUCGAGACAUAGCUGGAGCAUAUUUCCCAGAAUGCAUUAUCAGGCCUUUUGGCUCCUCUGUCAACAGCUUUGGCAAACUGGGCUGUGAUGUUGACAUGAUUCUGGACCUUGAUGGGAUCUAUGCAACAAGCCAGAAAAAGGGCUCUGGACUGUCUCUGGAGUACCAGCUGAAGAGAGGAGCAUCUUCCAAUUUUUUUUUUAAACUGGGUGGCGAUGAAGAGUUCAGAACUGCUGUUUCUCUACGGCCAGUUGGACCCUCGUGUUCGGCAUCUGGUGUUCAGCGUGCGGUGCUGGGCUCGGGCUCAUAG